Messenger RNA from Trichomycterus rosablanca, 2609 nucleotides. RefSeq names its product calcium binding and coiled-coil domain 2 (gene calcoco2). The record is from RefSeq and is a predicted model, not a curated record. Lineage: Eukaryota; Metazoa; Chordata; Actinopteri; Siluriformes; Trichomycteridae. The transcript is spliced from 15 exons. Bases 356 to 2170 code for a protein of 604 amino acids.
AGCUGAUAAAAUGGACAGUGACUGUAGAAACGAGGAGGUGGUUUUAAUGUAAUGACUGAUCGGUGUAAAAUUACUUUUGUUCUGGACUGUGAUUUGGUUAAUCAAUGUGAAGUACAGUUGUGAUAUUUUAUGCUAAAUGUGUUUGUUAUUGUACUAGGAUAAAGAACAGAUUUUAUACUAAGAUUCGGGUCAUUCCAGAGGAUUUAUAAAAUUUGGUUACGUUUGUUUUGAAUAAGCUUGUGUUUUGAAGAACUAUAUUUCCCAGAAUGCUUGUCGCGCGUCGACACAGAUUCGUUUAGACUGAAGGAUCAGUUUCGACUGUCGGGGCAGUAACUGCGUAGAUCAGAGAGAGAGAAUGAGUGAGGUUACUGAGGAGGACAGUGCUCGGAUGGAAAUGGAAGUCUCUAUAUACUCUCAGGUGGUGUUUAUAGAUGUGCCACCCUCCUAUCCCCUACGCACCCCUGUAACAUGCACUUACCAACUGACAGGGGGCAUGACAUCCAGCACAAAAGACUGGAUUGGUAUAUUUAAGGUUGGCUGGGAAUCAUUACAGAAAUAUCACUGUUAUGAAUGGGUGGCGAGUUCUGUAUCUCAUACUGGACCUGAACCCCACAGACUCCAAAUUGUCUUCAAGGAGUCCUACCUCCCCCAGAUUGAUGAAGAUGACUACCAGUUCUGCUAUAUUGACAGCAGUGGUCAGGUUAAAGGAGCCAGCACUCCAUUCUGCUUUCAAAACCCAGCAGAAUCAAGCCUAGACUGCAGCCUGGACACAGACAUUUUAGUGGUUGCAACACAGGAGCAAGAGGAGCAGAGAGAGAAGGAGAAACAGGCCUUACUGACUGAGAUGCAAGUGCUAAAAGAGGAGAAAAUGGUUAUGAAAAAAGAGCUGAAUGAUAGACUGUUGGAGAUCCUCUGUCUCAGGGAGCAAGAGGAGCAGAGGGAGAAGGAGAAACAUGCCUUACUGACUGAGAUGGAAGUGCUGAAAGAGGAGAAAAUGAUUGUGAAAAAUGAGCUGGACGACAGACUGUUGGAGAUCCGCCGUCUCAGGACUCACAUAGAUGAUUUCAAGUCAAAAAGUUUGAGUGAAUUAUUAUCGUUAAAAGAGCAGAUACCUGAGGGCUCUGAGCAGGUUACCCAAGUUCAACGGCUUUACUCUCAUACAGAUGAAAGUGAAACACAAUCAGAAUCAGAGUCACUUAACCAUCACAGUAAAAAGUAUGAGAAGGCAGUGCAGAAGAUUCUUAUGCUAAAGGAAGAAGGAGCUUGUCUGAAGGAAGAGAGUGAACGUCAGCAAACUGAAAAUUCAGAGCUCAAGAGCAGGCUCAAAAAAUCAGAGCAGGAUUUCAACAGACUUCAGGAUCAGCUCCAGCUGUUGCAGGUGGAUAUGCAGAGUAGUCGGAAAGAGAACGAACGGCUGCGUGCUGAACUAGAGCAGCAGGUGGGAAUAAACAGGGACCUGGAGAAAGAGAACAAGGAUUUAAUGGCAAGCAUGUCAAUACAAGGGCGUCCUGAGGGGGACAAAACGAACACGAAGAUGCAGAUUGAAGCCCUGGAGAACCAGCUGAUAGAGGCCAGAGCGGCAUUGCGCAAAGAGAUCCAGAACUGCAGCGAUGCCAACAAACGAGCAGAAAAUUCAGAGCUAGAGCUAAGAGAGAUGAAGAGACAACUUGAGGAAAGGACAGUGACUGAGAAUUGGAAAGAGGAAAGAAUUCAGAUUAUGACAGUACUUGAGGAAACCAGGAAGAAAUAUGCUGAACAGACAAACACAGCAACAUCUGCAAAACUAGAAAAUCAAAAUCUAUCCAAAGAGAAAGAGGGACUAAAAACACAAGUAGAGCAAUUACUCAAGUUGUUGUCUGAGCUGCAGCCUGCAUCUCCUGCAUCAAACAAUCUUCAGCAACCUGAGUUAUUCAGUUCAUUAUCUACUGCUAACCGCUCCCAACAGCAGCCGCAGUCAGAUUAUGAGAGCAUGCAUGGCAUUUCUAGUUCUGCCACUGACAGAAACAAGGCAAGAGUGUGCUGUCAUUGCCAGGAGAGUUUUCCUGAUAUCACUGAAGAUGAAUUGGCAGUGCAUGAGCAGUCACACAUGGUGUGCCCAUUCUGCACCCUAAUCUGUGAUGGUUUAAGCCAGCAGGCGUUUGAAGACCAUGUUUACAGCCACGAGGAUUAGACAUACCAUAUGUGCAGUCUUAAAGAAAUACAUACUUUACACUGUUUUAAAUAUUAUUACAUUAGAUUAUUAGCUCUUCAUAUUUCUGAUUACUUGAAUAUUUUGCUGUAUUUUUUCUUGGAAACUUUCAACAAAAUGCUUUUAUAACUGUAGAACCUAAACGAUGUUUAAACAUUAGUAAUAAUGUAUACCUUUGUCAUUUAUGUAAUACUUUUUAUUAUAUGAUAUAUUCUUGAUUCUGAUUGAUCAAAAGGUGUUUGUUAAUCACUGUAACAGCAUGACCCUGAAAAGUAGUGCAAUUUGCAUACUAAUACUUAUUUAUAAAUUCUAUAGUUACAAGGACUUGUUAAGGAAAUGCUCUGUAUCAUGUAGCCUCACAAUAAACUAAUUAAAAAUGUCAUUAAAAACAGUCAAUGCCAUGCUGCUUCUUAAAUUUGAC